Lithohypha guttulata is the source of this 3165-nucleotide messenger RNA. RefSeq names its product transcription elongation factor spt5 (gene SPT5). Gene Ontology annotation, biological process: regulation of DNA-templated transcription elongation; regulation of transcription by RNA polymerase II; transcription elongation by RNA polymerase II. The transcript has 2 exons. Lineage: Eukaryota; Fungi; Ascomycota; Eurotiomycetes; Chaetothyriales; Trichomeriaceae. The record is from RefSeq and is a predicted model, not a curated record. Gene Ontology annotation, molecular function: mRNA binding. Gene Ontology annotation, cellular component: DSIF complex. The coding region runs from base 1 to 3165 and encodes 1054 amino acids.
AUGGCUUCUUUUCUCAACACCACCUUUGAUGAUGAGGAGUCAGAGACCGAGUUUAAUCCAGGCGCAGAACAAGGCUCGGAAAAUGAAGGAUCAGACAACGAAGACACCAAAGUACAACCUUCUCGUAAAGUCGAACGCGCAUCGCCUGUGCCAGAAGCAAAUGGCUCGAGACCAAAACAAAGAGAUUCUCCUGUCAACGACUUGAAGGACGAUGACGAAGAUGAUAACAACGGCGAAGACGACGAAGGAGAGGGUGAAGAUCUACAAGAUGGCGAUGACGAUGAAGAGGACGAAGAAGAGGAGGACGAAGACGACGAGGAUGCACUUGUUGGCAGGCCGAAGAAACGAAGGAGAAGGGGCCUCAAUCAGUUCAUCGAAGAAGAGGCUGAGGUCGACGAAGACGACGACGAACUUGAAGCUGAUGAGGACGAUAUCGCCGAGACCGGCUUCAUUCAAGAUACUCAUCCUGACGAUGACUUAGGCGCUGAUGUCGAGCAAGAUGAUAGGAGACACCGAGAACUCGAUCGUCAACGCCAGCUCGAACAAUCUAUGGACGCCGAAGCACAGGCUAAUAGAUACAAAGAAAGAUAUGGUCGGCGAACAACAACUGGUUUGGCCAAAGGCUCCUUCGUACCCCAAAAUCUGCUCAUGCCUAGUGUGAAUGAUCCCAGUAUUUGGUCUGUUGCGUGCAAGCCCGGAAAGGAGAGAGAAACAAUCGGUUUCAUCAUGAAGAGACAGAUCGAGAGGUCAAAGAUGGGCAAACCUCUGAGAAUCUGCUCCGCUUUUGAACGUGGAGGCACAACCUCGUCCAUGGCUGGCAUGAUCUUUGUCGAGGCAAGAAGAGUCGACGACAUGAAAGAGGCCCUGACUGGCGUGCCUAACGUAUACAUGAGCAAGAUAACCAAGUUUCCCCUCAACGAGAUGCCCGAUCUACUUCGUGUUAGAAAGACGAAGCAAUUGGAGAUUGGAGGUUACGCUCGUAUCAGGAAACAGGGAGUUUACUUCAACGACCUUGCCGUUAUUGAGGAGGUCGAGGACAACGGUCUCGACGUCGUUGUUCGUCUCGUCCCUCGUCUUGACUAUGGCCUCAACGAGGACGAUAACAAACCGACCAACCCUGCCGAGAAGCGAAAACGAAAUGCUUUUGCCCCAGCUGCCACUCCUCUCGUUCGACCUCCUCAAAGAUUGUUCAACGAGAACGAGGCAAAGAAAAAGCACUCUCGCUUUCUUACGCAGAACAGGGCUCUCAGCGGUCGUAGUUGGAUCUACAAAAAUGACACAUACGAGGAUGGUUAUCUCUGGAAGACUUUCCGAAGGUCUCAGCUGCAAACAGAAAACGUCGAUCCGAAGCUUGAAGAAGUCACCAAGCUUACUCGGCAAGCGGCUGACGGUUCUGAAACACUAGACAUUGAGCAGAUUGCAAAAGAUCUCAAGAACUCGACCGCCGAAGGCAAUUACGUGCCAGGCGACGAGAUUGAAGUAUACAAAGGGGAGCAGAGAGGCCUGGUAGGCAGGGUAGAAGGCGUAAGCGACAGAAUUCUACGUGUCAAGGUCAUCCAAGGUGAACUCGCAGGUCAAGUCAUUGAGCAACCUGUAAGUGAUGUGCGAAAACGCUUCAGAGAAGGUGAUCACGUCAAAGUUAUCGGUGCUAGCAAAUAUGCUGGUGAGAUUGGUAUGAUCAUCAAAAUCAAAGACGACAGAGUCACCAUCAUUACCGACACUAGCAACCAGGAGAUUACUGUUUUCAGCCGAGACUUGAGAGAGGCAGCGGAGGCAGGUGGCACUGAGAUCAAGUCCCAUAUGUUCGACGUGCAAGACUUGGUCCAGCUCAAUGCAACACAAGUCGGAAUCGUCAUCAGAGCGGACCUUGAGGCUGUUCGCAUUCUCGAUGAGAACUCUUCUGUCGUGACUCGCUUGCCAACUCAACUACAAAAAGUCGAACAAAAGAAAAAUGCAGUUGCCACUGACCGAAACUCGGCAGAAAUUCGUGUUGGUGACACGGUUCGAGAGUCAGGUGGAGAAGGCAAGACUGGUCGUAUCUUGCACAUACAUCGUGCACAUCUCUUCCUGCAUGACCGAGAGCGCAUGGAAAACUCAGGCUUGUGGACGACUCGCUGCAUGAACGUCGUUACUAUUGCCUCGAAAGCGAACAUGACUCAGUCUGGCCCAGACCUGACCAAAAUGAACCCUAUGCUCAAUGGUCAACGAGCGCCAGGCGCCAUGGCGCCACCACCUCAAGUCGGCCGUGACAGACUCAUCGGUCAAACUGUACACAUUAGGAAAGGACAUUUCAAGGGUCAUAGAGGAAUUGUCAAGGAUACCCAAGGCGAAGUCGCCAGAGUCGAACUUCAGUCUAAGAACAAGGUUAUCAACAUUCCCAAAGUUGACCUUGCAGUCGUUGAUCGAAACACGGACAAGACCAUCGACUACAACACCUUUGCACACUCGAGAGGCCCUGCUUUUCCCCUUCGAACUGGCACUGGUGCGACCAAUGGUUCGAGGGUGCCAGAUUCAGGAUUUCAAGGAGGUCGCACGCCGCAGGUUGGCAGUGCAACCCCAAUGUGGGGAAGCUCAUCUCGAACGCCAGCUUGGAAUGGCGCUGGAUCCGCGAUGGACUCAAGGACUCCUACCUGGAAGGCCUCAGGCAGUGCAACAACCUAUGGAGGUUCGGGCAAUAUGACCAGCUAUGGUGGUCCAGGCAAUUACGGCACGAACAACAGUAGCAAUCGCACACCGGCCUGGUCAUCUAGUGCGAAGACACCUUAUUCUAGCGAUCAUGGUUACGGCUCAUCAUCAGGUGGAUACGACGCGUUUGCGGCAAGCUCGCGCACGCCUUUUGCAGGAGGAGCAUCAUCGAGAACGCCAGCGUACAACAGUGGUAUGACGGAGAAUACGUCAGCAAUUUCAGCACCUACCCCAAGCGGAUUUGACAGUUCAGGGGGCGGAUAUACCUCUUAUGCAGCCAAUGCACCUACUCCAGGUGCAGGUUUCGGAUCAGGUCCUGUUGAUGCACCAACACCUGGCAUGCCUAGCUACGCUAAAGCUUCGAAUCAAAUUCCACUGAAGCAUAAUAGACUUGCUGCUGCAGCAGCGACGCCAGGAGCCACAUACGAUGCACCUACACCAGGAGGUCCAAGAUAUGCUGAAGAUGAUGACGAUGAUUAG